AUGUCCCCCGCAGCCUCUGCCCGGAAUGGCGCCAGCAUCUCAAGCGCCGAUGUCAUGCACCUCGAACACGAACACUCUGCCCACAACUACCACCCUCUCCCAGUCUGCUUUGAGAAGGGUGAAGGAGCUCACGUUUGGGACCCCGAGGGCAACGAGUACCUCGACUUUCUCUCUGCUUACUCCGCUGUCAACCAAGGCCACUGUCACCCCGAGAUUUUGAAAUCUCUCGUCGAGCAAGCGUCAAAGCUUACCCUUUCCUCUCGAGCCUUCUACUCGUCCAACCUCGGUCCCUUUGCCAAGAAGAUCACCUCCAUGUUCGGAUACGACAUGGUUCUUCCCAUGAACACUGGUGCUGAAGCCGUUGAGACUGCUAUCAAGCUUGCCAGGAAAUGGGGUUACGAGAAGAAGAAGAUUCCCGAUGGCAAGGCCAAGGUACUUUCUGUCGAGGGCAACUUCCACGGAAGGACCAUUGGUAUCAUCUCCAUGUCUACUGACCCCGAAUCAAGGAAUGGCUUCGGCCCGUUCUUGGAUAACGUGGGGCCUCAGUGGGACACUGGAUUGAUCAGGUACAACCACCCUGAGGACCUGGAGAAGGUGCUCGAAAAGCACGGAGAGGAGGUCGCUGCGUUCUUGGUUGAGCCCAUCCAGGGUGAAGCUGGUAUCUACGUGCCCGACGAUGGUUACCUGGCCAAAUGUGCCGAAAUCUGCAAAAAGCACAACGUACUCUUGAUUUGUGACGAGAUUCAGACUGGCCUUUGUCGAACCGGCAAGAUGCUCUGCUACGAGUGGGAUAACAUCCGACCCGACAUGGUCAUCCUCGGCAAGGCUCUCUCCGGUGGCAUGUACCCCGUCUCCUGCGUGCUGGCAGACAAGGAUAUCAUGCUCUGCAUCAAGCCAGGAGAGCACGGCUCCACUUACGGCGGUAACCCCCUUGGUUGCGCCGUCGCCAUGACCGCCCUCGACGUCCUCGUCAACGAAGACCUCGCCAACCGCUCUCAAAAGCUUGGUGAAAUCUUCCGAUCCGAGCUUACCAAGCUCAACUCGCCGUUCAUCAAGCUCAUCAGAGGUAGAGGUCUGUUCAACGGUGUAGUGAUCGAUGAGACUGCGAGCAAGAAGGGCAGGACUGCUUGGCAGCUUUGUUUGUUGAUGAAGAGCAAGGGUCUGCUGGCCAAGCCUACGCAUGUCAACAUUAUUCGAUUCGCUCCCCCACUCGUCAUUAGCGAGGAAGACAUCCGCAAGGCCGUCAAGAUCAUCGGCGAGUCGCUUGCUGAGCUUGACACCCUUGAGAAGAUUCCUGGAGAUGAAGGAGAAGAGCACGAUGCUGUUAUCGAGCUUGAGGACUAG
This is a messenger RNA of Cryptococcus wingfieldii CBS 7118, 1344 nucleotides long. Its product is annotated as ornithine-oxo-acid transaminase. Gene Ontology annotation, cellular component: cytoplasm. The record is from RefSeq and is a predicted model, not a curated record. The transcript is spliced from 9 exons. Gene Ontology annotation, molecular function: pyridoxal phosphate binding; L-ornithine transaminase activity; identical protein binding. NCBI's taxonomy places the organism in Eukaryota, Fungi, Basidiomycota, Tremellomycetes, Tremellales, Cryptococcaceae. The coding region runs from base 1 to 1344 and encodes 447 amino acids.